Paramecium sonneborni is the source of this 633-nucleotide messenger RNA. The record is from the annotation of a GenBank genome assembly. NCBI's taxonomy places the organism in Eukaryota, Ciliophora, Oligohymenophorea, Peniculida, Parameciidae.
AUGAAUUUCAAUUAAUUAAAUAGGAGAUUAAUAGAAUUUUCAUAAGAAGUGAUUAAAAUUUUGAAGAAAGGUUACUCUUAACGGGACUAUUCUUUAUACAAGUAAAGAUUAGAGUAAUUUAUAGGAAUGCAUAAAAAUUCAAUAUUGAAAGCAGGUGAUAAAUCAAGAUCAUGAAAUAUAAUCAAGAAGUUAAGCAAACAUUCAAGUGAAAAUUAAUGUAAUAGUUAAACUAAAGUUAAAUUUAAUAACUGAUAAGAAUAAGCAUCAAUUCUUUAAGAAAUCUAAAUAUGAAAAGAGGAGGACUUUUCUGAUAUAUCAUUUGCGUCUUUGACUAAUAACGAUUCUGAAACAAUUCAAGAUAUUAUUGAAAAUUCAGAAAAAAUGCCUAAAGAGUUUUUUAGAUUCAUAAUUGUAAGAACUAAAGAUUAUAUGUGAAAUUUUUAGAUAGAAAAUAGAUGUAAAUGAAUUAUAAUUAACAUUAGAGGAGACCACUUUACUAAAAUCAUAAAUAAGAAUGAAAUGAUAAAAAGAAAAUUAGAAAAUUAAGAUAUGUCUAAGAGAUUAAUUGAGGGAAAAAAUAAAUUAAAAAGAAUGUAAGAAUAUGAAAAGGAAUAAUAAUAGCUGAAAAAUUGA